Molecule: messenger RNA, 908 nt
Organism: Medioppia subpectinata
Lineage: Eukaryota; Metazoa; Arthropoda; Arachnida; Sarcoptiformes; Oppiidae
Source: the annotation of a GenBank genome assembly
UUCGCCACAAGAAGUAUUCAAGUGGACGGCAAGACUAUCAAAGCGCAGAUCUGGGACACCGCCGGUCAGGAGCGGUAUCGCGCCAUCACUUCGGCCUACUAUAGGGGAGCCGUCGGCGCACUCCUGGUGUACGACAUCGCCAAACACCUGACCUAUGAAAACGUGGAGCGAUGGCUGAAAGAGCUGAGAGAUCACGCGGACCAGAAUAUAGUGAUUAUGUUAGUCGGAAACAAAUCUGAUUUAAGACACUUACGCGCUGUGCCUACCGAUGAAGCCCGUGCUUUCGCCGAGAAAAACUCGUUGUCAUUCAUCGAGACGUCAGCCCUGGACUCGACUAACGUCGAGGCGGCGUUUCAACAAAUACUGACCGAAAUCUAUCGCAUUGUCUCACAGAAGCAGAUCCGCAACGAAGGCGGUGACGACCCCUCGCCAUCCGCUGAGAACAUAAGGCCGAUAAACAUUCCUCCGACCGAUAACUCCGACCGAAAUAAGAAGCCCUGUUGUCAGACAUAGAGAUUUCAGUCAUCAAUAUUUAGAAACCCGUUUUUCCCGGGUUUUUGUCAAUUGUUUUAUUAAAUAUUGAAUAUUAUGUUUAAUAGAAGUAAUCGAUUGUUUUAGACAUUGAACUGAUUUCUAUUCAAUUUAAUUAUAUAUCGAUUUAUAACGAUUUCUGCUAUCAAUUAAUUCAUUUUAUUUUUAUUAUUAUUGUUUUUUUGUCCAUCGCUUUACUUUUAACUAAACAAUGCUAUCGUUUAUUACUAAACAAUAGCCAAAUCCCGAUAGAAAGCGAACCUCCCUUUCGAUUAUAAAUUUUCAAUUACAAAAACCCAACAGUUUUUUAAAUUAAAUAUAAAUGAGUUUUAUUACAAUUUUUUGGAUGAAAACAAAUAUAAAGUUAAUUUUAAUGA